CUCUUUCCCUCCUUCUUCUGCCUCUAACUCGCGCCUAUAGUUCGCGUUUGUUUGGUGAUAUCUCACUUGUAACAAUCGGAAUUUGAAACAAUUCAAACCCCAUAUCACCUCAUUUUUGAUUCGCCAUUUUGGGAUCAUCUCUUCUCCGAACUUUUGCAAAACGUUUUCGCCACAAUCAAAUCCAAUUCGUUCCGCACCGGAUACAUUGUUUUUCGACUGUUCAGAACCGUGAAGUGCAGGUAAAUCCUAGCAUGGAUCGAACGGUCUAUAAGAUUGAGGACCUCAUUCUGAUUCUAAAUGGGGUCCUCAUGUAUCUUCAAGUCGCGGAUAGAUCAGCAAUGCGAUUAACUUGCCGUACUUGGUCCGCAGUUGUCAACAUUAUCUGGCCAGUUAUUCUCCCGUCUGUCUUUCAUUUGCCGCGCGAGAUCGUUCAGAUGGUUUACGUGUUUUUGUCUCCCCUGGACUUCAACUCUGCCCGUCACACGUGCCAUGGUUGGAUGCUAGGCAGCUUGGAUCGGGGACUGCUCGCACUGAUGUUGAAACGCGCUGGAUUUUGGUCGAGCAUACCUCCGAGUCUCGUGUCUUCGAAUAAGCUCUCGAGGCCCGUUCGAACCAGUCAAGAAUGGAACCUCAGCAAGGUGUUUUCUUUUGAGUGUUCCCUCUUGCCUGGAUGGACUGGCAACGGCAUCUCGACUCUCUACAAUCGGCCUCACGUCACGAAUACCAAAAACUCUGCUUCCCCUUCUCAAUUCACAGGAUUCUUUGUUGCCUCGACUAUCGAUUUUACAGAGCUUGCCUCGGGACUUGUGAGAGCAGCUCACGGAGUCGUAUCGGGACUUACUUUCACCGUGAGCGCUUGUGGACGAUUCGUGGUGGUUGCAGAAGGAUGCGUCACUUACAUCUAUCGUCUGACUGCCCAGGAUGCUGGUAUUCAGCCAUUUACAAGCGUGUCAUGCCCUGCAAGGGUCUUGGCCGUCAGUAUGGAUACUUCAUCGGAGAGAUUCGCUAUUGCUGUCCUCCUUGAUGGCAGGAUGGGUCUUGUAUGUGAAGUGAAACGCCCCAAAAUGCGAAAGGCUCCAAAGCCGAGCUCCGUCGGACUACUUUCUCUAGACGGUUCAUCGAAAAGAUCGAGCAACGACUUUCAAUUUGGUUCUAACCCUCACUAUUGGACCCCCGAAUAUAUGGACCAAGUCCGGAACGCAUUAUACAAAAAUCAAAAACAACGGAUCACACCGAAAUCGCGUGAGGUGAAGGCUCUCUUGGAGGGAAGUGGUAUUGGUCGUGAGACGGGUCCCCACAGUAUAUAUCGCAACCUUUGCUCAAACGAAGACCCUCCGAGAAGCGUUGCGGUAUGUCCAUCAAGACGCUGCGUUGCCUUUGGCUGCUCCGCCGGCGUGGAAUUGCAUUGGGUCGAUGCGGUUAAUCAACACCACUUGAGUCGUUGGUUCCCGCUAAAUACCCCUGGUGAUUUCCUUCAUUUUGUGCCAUGUCGCAAAGGGGAGGAGUCAACAAGGCGCCUAAGGUUGAUCUCGUCUAUGGCACAUCCAUACCAUGGAUUCUCCAUCAAAAAGCGCUACUUCCCCUCGCGCGACGAAGACGCGAUUCAGAAACUUCUGAAAGAGUUUCGCGCGCACCGAAAGGAAGGUAACGCGCUCCGUGAAGUAUUCGAAACAGAGAAUACUACCGGACGAGAUCAUUUUCGUGCAGUUCCCUUGAGUGAUGGAAAGCAUAUUUUAUACACAGAUCCUGUUUCGAAUCGGCUGUGUAUUGGUGUUGAUACCCCGCUUGUUGGCCCAACGAAGCUACAACGAAGAAUCACACUGAUCGGAGAAGACGAUGUAGUACCAACGACCUACAAUUCUUGGUACAAGUCUAACGAGAGCGUCCGAGUCGUGGCGGGAUAUGGUGACAACGUUUGGUUCUUCAGUAUUCCCAGUGACGUUUUUGCUGAUUUCAAAAAUGGGAGCAAAGAUGGCGUUUGGCGUUCUUGGGUCGGCCGGGAACAGCCUGGCCUUGGCCUUAGGUUCAAAGGCAAAAAGAUCGGGCGUAUUCAAGGGCUCGUCGAUGUCGCUAUUCGUGGUGGAGGUAAGACUGGCCUCAUUAUUUGGGGAUUCGGCAACACUGGUGUUGCUUCCGUAUGGAAGUCAGACAACGGUGGAAAAUGGGCCCAGAGCUCGCCCCGCGAUAAAUGGGUUCAAAAGGAUGGCCAGGUAGUUGAUGCCAGUCUAUUUGACAAUGACGAUGGCAUGCAAAAGCUAUCACCGCUUUUUGAAGCGCUGAAGCUUGAUGAGGGCAAGUCCAACAGACGCUCCACAAAGUCUAAAGGCAGAACCAUCCUAUCCCCACAUCUCAGCCACCAACCACAGAAGACGAACAACAAGAAGAAGUUCACUUCUAGCACCUAUGCCUCUCCUGCAAGUCUCCCGUCGCGGAAGCGGAAUCUUUCUGAUUCUUCUGAUGGUGCUGACGAACGCUAUCGUGGUCGGCUUCGUCUUCCCACUGACCUCUUCUCGUCCGAAGAAGUUGCGCAUUUGCCGCUCCCUCUCAUCAGUGACUUGAGCGACCAUGAAGAUGAGAACGAGGACCUGGCGUCUUUCUGUGAGAGAAUGGACAUUGAUGGAGGAGAUGUUCAUAACUUGACUGGAAAGCUGGCGUCGAUGGAUCUUUACUAUGAUCCCGUCGACACACUCUCCGACCGAUUGGCUCAGGUUACUAUUGAUCGAGCUGCGAAUGCCGGAUUCUCCGCAUAUCGUGGCAUGUACAGUUCAUUCGAUGAGUCCGCAAUGGACAUCGAUUUCUCUGACGAGGAUCAAGAAAUGUCAGAUGAUCAAGACAUGUCUCUUCCUGACAUGGACGACGUUUCAAUGGACGAUAUCCCCGAGCUGACCGCCGACUUGGGAAGUGAUUUCGACCGUGAUGGCGAUGUCACGAUGACCAACGGCCCUUGGGGCUCAGCCUCUUCGCCUUUUACUGGCUUCGGCUUCGGAUCGAAUGGUGCUUCAGGUCUCUAUCAAGCUCAAAACCCUGAACACCACCCGACUAGCUGGGUCUCUCCGGAUCUUCAUCAAUCUUUGAAUCCUGAGCAACGUCCGACUACCUGGGUCUCUUCAGAUCUUUAUCAAUCCCAGAACACCCAACAUCACCCGAAUAGCUGGGUCUAUAACCCUUCAGGUCCUUAUCAAUCUUCGAAUCCUGAACGUCAUCCCACUAGCUGGGUAUCCAACGCGCUCUUCGACGGUGGAGUUGAAGCCGAUAAUAAUAGUGAUGAAGAUUACGAACCGCCCGAGACGGUAGAGCUCUUAGAUCUGGCGCCCAAUGGGUAUGCUAAUGGACCAGUCGCUGAUGCGGCUGAGUUCCAGAGACUGAAUUGUGAGAUGUGGGGAAUUGAGUAGAGGAUGUAUGGGGUUUUUGUUUCUUUUUCUUUUUUACGUUAUCGUUUCCUUUUCCUGUUCUUUUUCUCUCCGUUUCCUGUUUCCUUUUCCUGCUUCUUCUUCUUUUUUCCGUUUCCUUUUGUUUUCGGCUCUUCUUCUCG
Messenger RNA from Xylona heveae TC161, 3532 nucleotides. RefSeq lists its product as hypothetical. The coding region runs from base 252 to 3392 and encodes 1046 amino acids. The record is from RefSeq and is a predicted model, not a curated record. Gene Ontology annotation, molecular function: protein binding. The transcript has a single exon. Lineage: Eukaryota; Fungi; Ascomycota; Xylonomycetes; Xylonales; Xylonaceae.